Hevea brasiliensis (rubber tree) is the source of this 1182-nucleotide messenger RNA. RefSeq lists its product as uncharacterized. The record is from RefSeq and is a predicted model, not a curated record. Gene Ontology annotation, biological process: regulation of DNA-templated transcription. The transcript has 4 exons. Gene Ontology annotation, cellular component: nucleus. Gene Ontology annotation, molecular function: DNA-binding transcription factor activity; sequence-specific DNA binding; protein dimerization activity. Bases 70 to 453 code for a protein of 127 amino acids. Lineage: Eukaryota; Viridiplantae; Streptophyta; Magnoliopsida; Malpighiales; Euphorbiaceae.
CGUUUAGAAAUUAAGGGCAAAGAAAGGCAGCUGGGAUAUAGCUAAAACUAAGAGUCAUAAACAUCAAACAUGGCUUCUCGGAAGCAAAAGAAGGCAGCUCGAUAUGACAAGCUCCGUGACGUUCCCAUCUCUACUGCUAUGAGUAAAACUUCAAUCAUUGUAGAUGCAUCUAAAUAUAUAGAAGAGCUGAAGGAAAAAGUGGAAAGGCUGAACCAAGAGAUAGGAACUUCUCAAGCAUCUGCAACUUCCCAAAAUCAAUUACCUAUGCAGGUUACAGUGGAAACCCUAGAAAAGGGUUUCCUUAUUAAUGUCUUGUCAGAGAAGAAUUGCCCUGGUUUGCUUGUUUCGAUACUGGAAGCCUUCGAAGAAGUGGGCCUUGAUGUGAUUGAUGCUAGGGUUUCAUGCGAAGAUAAUUUUCAACUGGAAGCAGUAGGAGGAGAAGAAAAAUGGUGAUUUUGAGGGACUAAAAAAGAAAUUAUGUCAGUGAGAAAUGAUUUUUACAGCUAAAGAUAUCAAAAACAAGUUUGAAAGUUGAAGAAUACAGAGGUCAAAUUGCGCAUAACUUGCCGCAUAAGUUGUACAGUUCUGCAUAGAGAGAAGAAACAAUUUUUCCAUUCCUGCCGAAAUCUGCAUAAGUCACUGCAUGACUUAUGCAGACUUACUCUUUGCUUAUGCAGCUUCACACAGAGGGCCCAAAAACCUGCCGAAAACUGCAUAAGGGACUGCAUAACUUAUACAGUUUCAUAGAGUCUUCAUAAUGAGCUGGCAGAAGAUUCUCUCAUGAAAACUACACCUCAAACACACCAUAUUAGGGCUACUUGUCAGAAAAAGAUAUAAAUAGGCCCUUAUCUCAUUUUAGAAAGGGAGGAGAAGACAAAAAGGAGCAGCAGCAGGGGAAGAGUCAGAAAACAGAGCAAAAUGUCAUCUCUCCAUUUCUAGACCAGAUUUGGAGUUUUCUUCCCUUCUUCCCUUUUUCCUACCUUUCUUGUAUUGGGUUUCUGAGUUCUUAGCUUAGGUUUUAGAUUUAUUUCUAUAUUAACUCAUAAUUUCUUGUAAAUAUUAUGGAUAGUGAGUAGUUUUCAUUAGAUUCUGGAGUGGGGAUGUAAUGUUUGAGAUAUUUUAUGGAUUUUGAUUGGGUAAUCCAUAUUUUGUGGUUUUAAUAAAGUUUUAUUAAUUUCUUGU